Molecule: messenger RNA, 4194 nt
Organism: Stegostoma tigrinum
Lineage: Eukaryota; Metazoa; Chordata; Chondrichthyes; Orectolobiformes; Stegostomatidae
Gene: rnf115a
Product: ring finger protein 115a
Exons: 9
Coding region: 28-927 (299 amino acids)
Biological process (GO): ubiquitin-dependent protein catabolic process; protein ubiquitination; positive regulation of DNA-templated transcription
Cellular component (GO): nucleoplasm; cytoplasm
Molecular function (GO): ubiquitin protein ligase activity
Source: RefSeq, a predicted model, not a curated record
GGGAGGGCGCUGACGUCAGCGGAUAAGAUGGCGGAGGCGGCGGCUGUGUCUCCGCUUCGCUUCUUCUGUCACUGCUGCAAGGGAGAGGUGUGCCCCAAGCUACCGGAAUACACCUGUCCUCGAUGUGAGUCUGGUUUUAUAGAAGAAGUCACAGACGAAACAAGUUUUUUGGACAAUGGAACGAAUGGCCUUGAUGAUGAUUCAGCCACACAGUUUGCUGAGCUAUGGGAUCGCACCUUCCUGAACCUGGACCAGACCUUCCUGUUUGUUGAUGGGAGACCGUUGCGCAGCGGCACCUCUCUAGAUCACGAAGGUGGGGAACCAGAACGGGGAAGCCAGCAGAAUGAUAUUUGGGGUCCCAGCCGACACACGAGGUUACCGAUGGCCAGAAGGUACCGAGCCCGAGGAGCAUCUCGUCCUGAGAGGUCCCCAGCCAUUGAAGGAAUAAUUCAGCAGCUGUUUGCUGGCCUCUUUAAUGCAGGAAUCUCGGGCUCUCAGCAGACAUUCUCCUGGAGUGGGAUGCUGCACUCAAACCCUGCCGAUUAUGCCUGGGGGCAGAGUGGACUUGAUGCAGUGAUUACACAGCUUCUGGGACAACUAGAAAACACAGGACCUCCCCCAGCAGACAAAGACAAAAUCACAGCCCUCCCGACGGUGCACAUCACACAGGAUCAGAUCGACUCCGGUUUAGAAUGUCCGGUUUGUAAAGAGGAUUAUCUCCUUGAGGAACAGGUCCGACAGCUGCCCUGUAAUCACUUCUUCCACAGUGACUGCAUCGUACCCUGGUUAGAACUGCAUGAUACCUGUCCCGUGUGUCGCAAGAGUUUGAAUGGAGAGGUCACCAUGGGUCACCGGCAAACCUCAGAGGAGUUAUCUGGUAACUUGACUGGCAGUGAGAACCGGCAGCGAGACCCUUGGGCGUACUGAAGGACUCUGCAGGAAGUACUUUGCACCCCAACACCUGCAUAACCCAAUCAGUAAUAUUGUUACUUCUAUUGUAAAUGAUAUAUAUUAAAGAAACGAGUGGGCAUGUGCCACAGCUAAGUGGCUGCUGCCAAACUGAUGGCAUUUGCAGGGGCCUAUCUUUCAUUCUGUGAAUUAUGUGUUUAACAAUGUCGCAUUGAUUCGCUUUUCAAUGGUUGCACAAAGAUCAUAGUUUUAUGCUCAGUUUGUUCGAACCUUGCUCCGUUUCAAAGACCAUGGCAAAUUGAUUUUAAUUUCACCAGUGGGAAAUGUCACUUUUCAGAGCUCACAAGGUAUUUUUGAUCUGCAGUGAGAGGAUUUGAGGGAAGUUGUGGAUCUCUGAAAAGAACUGUUCCAGGAAAACCUUGACUAACAGUAAGGUGGGGUGUGGGUUUGAGACAAUACUGAAACAUGACAGUGCUAGACAGAAAAAGAAGCCAUUAACCCCUCCCCGAACCAUUGUACUACAUAUAAACUGACUGUCAACUUCAUACGUUCAAACUUGUUAACCCUAUAAUAGAUGUUUGGAAGUAUGAGGGUUUCAACUGCUGUCUUUUCCAAAGUAGCUUUCCAAUCAAACAGCAUUCCCUCCUACCCAUGAGCCCCCUCCCCCAACUUCUUGUCUCUGUCUCAAAGCAAAGGCAUGACUGGUCCACAAGUGCUGCCCACCCUCAAUAUCUCGCAAAGUGGUUAUUCAUCGUUGGUGAACCAAGAGACCAUACGUGAGCAGAAUGUUUAGCUGUAGGUGUCAUCAUAAUUAAUUUUUACAUUCACAUUGUGCACUUUCCAGCAGGUUGCAUCUGAAUAACACUUCAGGAGCAAGAACUUUGCCUGCCUGCUUGCAUGCCUCCAGCCCUUACCAGCUAACCCAGCAAGUUUUCACGGGCAUGGCACAAAGGGUUGUGCCUGAUUUGGAUGUUGCAGGCGCGAGGUUCCCAUCCUGAUCCACACAUUCAGCCCCCAAAUUUAGGGUAGCACUUUCAGUUUUUAAGCUGAGCACUGAUACAUUUCUAGGGCAAUUACCAUUUGUGUAAAUCCUCAGUCCUCCUUGAGCCAGUUCUUAAAAUCUCCCCCCUAAUGAGCCAAACAGGGACUGACUUUAAGCGCUGUCCUUUGAAGAAUGGCCUGCCAAUAGCUGGGACAGAUUGCUGGCUUCACUCCUUUUACCCUCCAGUUCUCAUUAACUCCUUGUGUUUGUAGCUAGGUGUCUGGCUACUUUUAAGCAGCCCUAUUUCCAGCUCUGCCCUGUAGAAUCCAGAGUAGUUUGCCCUUUAUUAGAGGGUGUCUUAGGGCAGAAAGGAUGGAAACACACAGGAAAGGAAACCAGUGGAAUUCAGAAGCAUAGGAAUCAGUGCAGGGACAGUAUGUUUCCUCUUGCCCUCUCCUCGGCUGGCAGCUGCUGACUGACCUAGUUACUGCUUUCUUCUGUUCCUUUACUGCAUCCCCAAGUGGAUAGUAAUAUUAUAGUAAUGUCAGAGAACAGAAACAACUGGAAACUAGAGAGCAGAGCUGUCUAAAUUUAGAUCUCCUCUUCCCUUUGUCCAUCUCCACAGGUGCUGAUUCUUGCUGGAGGGGCAGGUCCUCUGAUACCUGGCCACACUCAACUCUUCAGUUCAGUACUGAGUAUCAGCAGGAGAUUAAACCUAAUUGGCUUGAUGGUUGUAAUGAAUUCAAUUUGAUAAGUUUCAAAAACCUUUUUGUAUUUCUUCACAAAGCAUUUGUUUAUAUCAAGCAGGAUGUGAUUUGGUAUAUUAGGGUUAAACAAAUCUUGGAUCAGCUGCAAAGCUCAUAAAUCCCAAGGACCAGAAAUUCUUAAGUUUUCACUAGUCUUGUCGGUAUUUGUGACAGAGAAUUCCUCCUUUCAUUACCUCGUCAAGCUACACGGUCAUGCAGUAUAUAUAUGUUCGUUUGCAGCCAAGAGAGCAGCAGCAUUAAUGACAAUGUUUUAGAGUAAUACAGUAUUGUGAACAACAGUGUUCAGACUUGGAGAGAGGGAAAGAGAGAUCACAGCCUCAAUGGUACACAAGCAGUUGUUGACAUUUGAUGGUGGUAGGUUUUGAACGACGAGAAUGAAUGUUGAAGGAAGUGAUGUGUAGGGAAGUGAGAACCUUGAAUAAUGGCAUGGCACCAAAGUGGAAAACAUCACUGGCCAAUUUCACAAAGAUCUUUUGUCAUGUAUAAAAAUGUCGUUGUCAAACACAAAAAAGUUGGCUGUAACUUGGAUGGAUUUGUAAAAUGGUGAUGCUUGAAGUUUAGUUAGUCUUGGUAGUGUGACCCACUUUGAAUAGUGACCAAACUGUGACUGUGCACAGCCAUCAGUAUAAUCCUAAAGCCACUGAAUGGACCACUGGUUUUCAUUCUGACUUUGUGCAUAGAAUGUAUUGGCUUUAAUGGAGUUAAAAUGAUUCACAUUUAAAAUUCUUUCUGAUCUGGGACUUGGGCCUGUGGAGCGAUCUGCAGUUGCACAGUUCCAUCAUCUGGCCAUGAGGGGAGUGGUAUAUUUCUAGUUACUCUGAAGGUAGAGAUGUUACUGCAGCACUGACUACAGAUGCCUGGUCUAGCAAAAGUCUGCACACUAACGCAUAAUGUUAUCUCCCAUGUUCCAGCCCUAAACCUGCAGCAUGUUUUAGAAAAAGCUGAGUACAAUGUGAACCUUCAACAUGUGCACAGAUUCUUUCAGGACAGAAAAGGCCAAUUUGCCUGUCAAACCUGUGCCAACUCUUCAAAAGAGCUGCUUCAUUUAGUUGCAUGUGCCAGCUAGUUUUGCAAAUCUUGUUCCUGUCCACAAUUCAUCCAGAAGAGUAUGGCUGUGCGCCUGGCUUUAAAUCUAGCUCCUGGUGCCAGCAAGCUGUAUAAUAGCAGAUAGGAACAAAUUUGCUCCCUUUACCUGGUGCAUCUGGAAACAGUGUCUGCUGUGUUAUUGUCUUCAUUCAAGAUUACUUGCCUUUCUUUUGGAGCUUGCCUUUCAUGUUCACGAUACUAUUCCCACCCAAGAUAGUGUAUGAAUGUAUUAGUUGGUGAUGCAGUUCAAAAUGAAACAGGAGCCAAAACUCUGCAAUUAAGAACUACUGUCAAACACUUGAAAUAAAAUUAAUUCAGAAUGGAAUAGUACUGCUCAUUGGAAGACAGUCAUCUGGUAUUGCAUUCUGUUUUUUGUAGUUGUAAAUGUUUAAUCUGUCAUUGGUUUAAAAGUUUUUAUUUUGUAAAUAAACCAGAAAAAAGUUGUUGAGA